ACAUACGUCACAGCGGCCCGACGGAGGGGGAGGGGGGGGCAAGAUGGCUGCGCGUUGCCGGGGCGACCGGAGCCGGAGUCCGCUGGAGGACGCGAGCUUGUGUUUCGCGCCACCUUUUGAGUGACGCAGAGUGACGAGCGAUUGCGGAGGGAGGAGGGGAAAGAAAACCCACAACACCGAGUGCCCGCGCGGGGCACAGGCACAGGCACAGGCACAGGCACAGGGGGCGGGGGGAGGAGGCCGCACAAAAUGGAUCCCAACCGGAUCAUACAGGCGCUGAAAGGCACCAUCGACCCCAACCUCAGGAUCGCGGCGGAGACCGAGCUCAAUCAGUCGUACAAGAUCAUAAACUUUGCUCCCACGUUGCUUCAGAUCAUUGUUUCUGAUCAGGUUGAAUUUCCAGUUAGACAAGCCGCUGCUAUCUACAUGAAGAAUAUGGUGACACAGUACUGGCCGGACCGUGAAGCUCCUCCUGGGGAAGCGAUGUUACCUUUCAACAUACAUGAAAAUGAUCGGCAGAAUAUUCGUGACAACAUUGUGGAGGGGAUCAUUCAUUCACCUGACCUAAUCAGGUCUCAGCUGGCUGUGUGUCUUCGUGCGAUAAUUAAAUACGACUUCCCUGGACGUUGGACGGCAGUGGUAGACAAAAUUGGCUUUUUCCUGCAAUCUCCAAAUAACGCAAGUUGGCUCGGCAGCCUGAUGUGUCUAUACCAGUUGGUCAGGACCUAUGAGUUCAAGAAGGCAGAGGAGCGAGAUCCUUUGAUAGCAGCGAUGCAAAUAUUUUUACCACGAAUUCAGCAGAAAAUUUUUCAACUUUUGCCUGACUCAAGCCAACUUUCAGUGCUGAUACAGAAACAGAUCCUAAAAAUCUUCUAUGCACUUGUUCAGUAUGCACUACCACUACAACUGGUAAAUAAACAAACCAUGACUCAAUGGAUGGAGAUAUUUAGAACAAUCAUUGACCGAGAUGUACCUCCUGAAACCUUGCAAGUGGAUGAAGAUGACCGGCCUGAACUGGUAUGGUGGAAGUGUAAGAAGUGGGCUUUGCACUUGGUUGCAAGACUUUUUGAAAGAUAUGGAAGCCCUGGAAAUGUAACAAAAGAGUACAUUGAGUUUUCGGAAUUCUUUUUUAAAACAUAUGCUGUUGGCAUUCAGCAGGUAUUGCUGAAAUUGCUGGAUCAACACCGUCAGAAACAAUAUGUUGCACCUCGUGUGCUGCAGCAAGUUCUCAACUAUCUAAAUCAAGGUGUUAAUCACUCUCUCACGUGGAAACAGAUGAAGCCCCACAUUCAGAGCAUUUCUGAAGAAGUAGUCUUCCCGCUGAUGUGUUACAAAGAUGAAGAUGAGGAGCUUUGGCAGGAGGAUCCAUACGAAUACAUUCGGAUGAAAUUUGAUGUAUUUGAGGACCAUGUAUCUCCAACUAUCGCGGCACAGAAUUUUCUUUACACUGCAGCUAAGAAGAGAAAGGAGGUUUUGCCAAAGAUGAUGAGCUUUUGUUACCAGAUCUUGACAAUCCCAAGUGAAGAUCCUCGCAAGAAGGAUGGAGCACUACAUGUCAUUGGGUCCCUGGCAGAUAUCCUGCUUAAAAAAAAUAUAUACAAGGGACAAAUGGAGUUAAUUCUUCAGAGCUAUGUAUUUCCACUCUUUAACUCUGAAUUGGGCUAUCUCCGCGCAAGGGCAUGUUGGGUUCUUCAUUCGUUUUGCAAACUGAAGUUCACAAAUGACCUCAAUUUACGAAACGCAGUUGAGUUGGUGAAGAAGAGUUUAAUUGAAGAUAAAGAGAUGCCAGUCAAAGUUGAAGCUGCCAUAGCUCUUCAGUCAUUUAUAAGUAAUCAAGAUCAAGCUAAAUUAUAUAUAAAGCACUCAGUUAGACCAGUGAUGCAAGAGCUGCUCCACGUUGUCCGUGAGACGGAGAAUGAUGAUCUCACCAACGUCAUUCAGAAGAUGAUAUGCGAAUACAGUGAGGAGAUGACCACUAUUGCCGUUGAUAUGACGCAACAUUUAGCCAUGACAUUCAGCAAAGUUCUUCAGAGUGAUGCUUAUGAAGAAGUAGAGGAUAAAACAGUGAUGGCAAUGGGCAUCCUGAACACAAUAGACACGAUCUUGACUGUGGUGGAGGAUCACAAGGAGAUUACACAGCAGCUGGAGGGAAUCUGUUUGCAGGUCAUUGGACUAGUACUUCAAAAACACGUAAUAGAAUUCUAUGAAGAAGUUCUCUCUUUAGCAUACAGUUUAACGUGCCAAGUAAUCUCUCCUAAUAUGUGGCAACUACUAGGUGUCCUUUAUGAAGUUCUUCAGCAAGACUGCUUUGAAUAUUUUACAGAUAUGAUGCCUCUUUUACAUAAUUAUGUGACUGUAGACACCGAUGCAUUUUUGUCUAAUCCUAAAAAUGUAGAGAUCAUUUAUAACUUGUGUAAGAAGGUCCUGACGGGGGAUGCAGGAGAAGAUGCGGAGUGCCAUGCUGCAAAGCUGCUUGAAGUGAUCAUCCUUCAGUGUCAGGGAAAAGGCAUUGAUCAGUGCAUUCCCUUGUUUGUUGAAGCUGUACUGGAACGACUAACACGUGGAGUUAAAACAAGUGAACUUCGGACAAUGUGUCUCCAGGUGACCAUUGCUGCACUUUAUUACAGCCCCAUGCUGCUUGUGCAUACCUUGGAAAACAUUCGCUUUUCGCAUAGUGCAGAGCCGAUCACAGCACAGUUUAUUAACCAGUGGAUGAAUGACACAGAUUGUUUUCUUGGGCUUCAUGACCGGAAGGUCUGUAUUAUUGGUCUGAGCACUCUAAUGGAAAUGCAAAACAGACCUGAAGCAGUGAAUGCUGUAGCCGCUCAGAUUCUGCCUUCGUUACUACUUCUCUUCCUCGGCCUCAAGCGAGCCUAUGCAAGCAAAAUUACCAAUGAUCAGGACGAAAAUGGGGAAGAAGACGAGGAUGCCGAAGAAAAUGAAGAGAUUCCAAGUGACGAAGAUGACAUUCGCGAGGCAGGUCAGCAGUACCUAGAUAUGCUGGAGCAACACCAGGUAGAGGAAGGUGAGGAGGAUGAUGAUGACGAUGAAUGGGAUGAAGAUGGGUUAGAGGAAACUGCUCUUGAAGGUUUCUCAACACCAUUAGAUGAAGACAACUAUGUUGAUGAAUAUCAGAUUUUCACAUCUGCUCUUCUAAGAAUACAGAGUGUGGAUGCUACCUGGUAUCAGACUCUCACUGCCCCUUUGAGUGAGGACCAGAAGAAACAGUUGCAGGAGAUCUUCACACUAACAGAACAGAGGAAAAAUGCAGCAGAAUCCAAGAAAAUUGAAGGACAAGGUGGCUAUAAGUUUGACAUGACUGCACCAGUUCCAACAAUGUUCAGUUUUGGGGCAACUCCGGGGAACAAUUGAACUAUGCGUGUCAUUUUAUGAAACUUCAGGGCAUCAUGAAGAAAAUUAUUUGAAAAAUGAAUGAUAGAAGCUGUUGAGAAACCUUCGCGAUAGAGUCGGACCCCUACAGCGCUGGAUCGUCAUUCGAUUAUCAUUUGAGGGUUUUGUCGGUUUCUUUACUUUUCUCUCAAACUGAGUGAAAAUCAUCUGCCCUCUCCCCUCAGCAGGCACUAUGGAGAAAGGUCUGGUUAGCCACCGGCUCUCAGGUUCCCAGUACAUAAGCAUUUGACGGGUUAAUACAGAUACAGUGCCUUCUGUCGCACGUCGUUUGCCUCAGAUUUUAGUUUGGAAAGAAGUAGCAUGAUUUUAAAGGAAAGUACUUUAACCAUGGUUUUUUUUUUUUAAUAUUUGCCAGAGAUUUAAAAGAAUCUGUUUAUUCCAGCUCUGCUAUUUUUUAAAUUUCAGUGUGGUAACUGUUUUACCGUUUUAAAAUAUUUAUCCUUGGUAUAAACCUGUCGGUUUCUGUGAUCUGUGACCUAGUAGCCUAGAAUUAAACAAAUUGCAACUUCAUAAAAGAUUAGUGGAAAUUCACAAGUCGGACUUGGAGGGCGGUCACAAUCCCUUUUUUCUGAAAGGGGAGGCGGAUUUUAAUAACUAUAUGCACAGUGGAAUAUGAUCAAUUUUCUGACAGUAUAUUUAACUGUUGAAUGGAAUUCAGGAGAACUUUGGAUUUUGGGACAUGAUUUAUUUUUUUGUUUAUGUGAUAUAAAGUGUCAAAUGCCCAGGUGGGUAAAAUAAUUGUCAACACUGGUUAAUGUAUAUUUACAUCAAUCCUUUGAGAAAGCUUGUGAGUUUUCAUUCUCAGCUAUUGGAUGCCUCAAUAAAGCCUUUGGUUGAGCAUA
Messenger RNA from Amblyraja radiata (thorny skate), 4253 nucleotides. RefSeq names its product importin 8 (gene ipo8). The record is from RefSeq and is a predicted model, not a curated record. Gene Ontology annotation, molecular function: small GTPase binding. The coding region runs from base 250 to 3372 and encodes 1040 amino acids. NCBI's taxonomy places the organism in Eukaryota, Metazoa, Chordata, Chondrichthyes, Rajiformes, Rajidae. The transcript has 25 exons. Gene Ontology annotation, cellular component: nuclear envelope; cytosol. Gene Ontology annotation, biological process: protein import into nucleus.